AAUUAGGAAAUGUAAAAAGGCUUAGCUUUAUUAUUGACUAUAUAUAUAGUCACUUGUGUAGAUCCAAGUAUGGUAUAAUUGAGUACUGAGAAAAUUGAUGAACUUUCUUAGAGUAAUUUAGGAAGAUUCAUAAUUGAGAUGGCUUAAACUCAUGCAGAAAUGAGAGGACCAUUAGGUAAGAAUGAGUAAAUAAGUUAAAAGAUGAUUUAGUAACAGCAAUAGGAGAUUUAGAAAAUGAAUUGACAGUUGAAUUGCAAUAAUUAGAAGAUGAUUUUACUAGAUCAACAAAUUAACAUUAAAUCACUUAAGAAAACUUAGACAUUAAUAUAGGUUAAACAGAAAUAAACAUUUUUAAUUAAAAAGACUUUAUUGAUGCUAUAUUGUUACCAAGCAUAGAUUAAACAAAUUAAAAGAUAGAUAGAUUGAAUGGUUUUAUGAAUGAUAAUAGAGAUUCAUUAUCAAGGGAAACAUUAAGUAGAUAGAAUUAACAUUAAGCUUAUCUUGAUAGAGGUAUAAUAAAUAAAAAAAGUAUAGUGAGUGAACAUUAAGGUGCAAUAAGUGCAGUAGAUGAAGCCUUAUAAUUAAUCAAUUCAUUAAUUAAUGGAAAUAUAGCAUUUACUGAAAAAGCAACAAUCCAUUAAGCUGUAAAGAGAGUAAACAAUAAGAUUGCAAAAACAAGCACAAUUCAUCCAGUUAUUGAAGCCUUACUUUAAUUAACAUAGAAUUUUUCAGAUUAAGGAUAAGCUAAAAAGAUUAGAGAUUUAUUAUAAGAUACAAGAAAUUAAUUGGUUGCUAGUUUAAAUUAAGUAAUAUUUAUUGAUUUAAUUUUAAAUUAGGAAAAUGCUGAUGAAUAAUAAAUAGAAGAAACUUGGACUUAAAGAUAGAAGACUUUAAAUACUGAAUACUAAGAAUUUAAGAGAUCUCUUCUUGAAGCUACUUAUGUUUUGGCUGCUUAUUAAAGUAAAUAAUUAUAUAUAUUUAGAUAAAUUAAAAUCAACUCAAGAAGCAUUAGCAUAAAAUGAACUUGAUUUAUAAAAUUACAAUGAAUCUUUAUGUAAUUAUUUAUAUUAUACUUUUAUUAGAAUAAGAUAAAGAUGCCUAAGCUUAAGAGACUUAAAUUUAUAAUGAAUUGAAAGCUUAAUAUUAAAUUCAACUCUAAACUACUAGAAAUGCUAAAGAUUUUGUAAACUCUGCAGAAUUUAGUACAGUUAUUAGAAACAAAUUAAAUUAAGGGGGAUUGGUUUGAUUUAGUGAGA
Messenger RNA from Paramecium sonneborni, 1256 nucleotides. Lineage: Eukaryota; Ciliophora; Oligohymenophorea; Peniculida; Parameciidae. The record is from the annotation of a GenBank genome assembly.